Molecule: messenger RNA, 1816 nt
Organism: Coccidioides immitis RS
Lineage: Eukaryota; Fungi; Ascomycota; Eurotiomycetes; Onygenales; Onygenaceae
Product: class II aldolase/adducin domain-containing protein
Exons: 2
Coding region: 203-1123 (306 amino acids)
Cellular component (GO): cytoskeleton
Molecular function (GO): actin filament binding
Source: RefSeq, a predicted model, not a curated record
ACACGACGUUGAUUCGUAGUUGUCCAGUUUGGUGCUAGCAGUACUUAUUGUGCCAAAUUCAUCUCAUCCCAUAUUGAAACCCCGACCGCAUGGCAUUUUGGUAUAUAUAGGAACCCGGAAUUACACAAACAAGGAUACAAGGGGAAAAGCAUAACGCCAAACUAAGAGUAAAGGAAAGGAAAACCACAAACAAAGGAACAAGAUGGCGCCCUCCGUCGUUGAGGCACCUGCAGCAUCCCCCGUUCCCCAAAAGCAGGGCCACGCCGAUGACGCCAACCCUACUCAGAGCAAUGAGCACGGACAAGUAAUCGAGCAAGUUCAGAUGAACAACCGGACAGUCGCGGGCAAACAGCUCCGUAUCAGAACCUAUCCCAAGUUCGACACCCUCGAAGACGAGCGUCUAUAUCGCAAGCAGCAUCUAGCAGCUGCAUUUCGAGUAUUCGCAGAUCGCGGUUUCGACGAGGGUGUGGCAGGGCAUAUUUCAGUGCGAGAUCCAAUACUGACGGAUCAUUUUUGGUUGAAUCCGCUUUCACAGCACUUUUCUCAAAUAUGCGUCUCUGAUCUCAUUUUGGUCAACGAAGACGGAGAGGUUGUCAUCGGCGAUGAGCCCAUCAACUCGGCAGCAUUCUCUAUCCACUCCGAGAUCCAUAAGGCGCGGCCAAAUGUCAAUGCUGCCUGUCACGCCCACAGUGUGCAUGGAAAGGCAUUUUCGGUGUUUGGAAGGGAGUUGGAUAUGAUGACACAAGAUGCUCUCCGCUUCUAUAAAUCCCACGCAGUGUACGACAAUUUUGGCGGCGUAGUGCUCGAUCGAGAGGAGGGAAUUCGUAUUGCGAAGGCGUUGGGUGACGGGAAGGCCGUGAUUUUGCAGAAUCACGGGCUGUUGACUGUUGGAGAGAGUGUGGAUGAGGCGGCAUUUUGGUUCAUCAGCUUGGAUAAAACUUGCCACGCACAAUUGUUGGCAGAUGCGGCGGCAAAUGGAUCUGGGUAUAAGAAGAUCAUGAUCAAUAAAGAGGAGGCUGAAAUUACAGCAAAACAAGUCGGGGGGCCAGAGAAAGGUUGGCUGGCGUUCCAAGGAUACUAUGAUGAGCAGAUCGCAAAAACGAACGGUGCAUUCUUGAAGUAAGCACCUUUGUACACCGGUCGCGCGAAUGGAAAAACCAUCAACCCCUAUUGUGCAUAAGCAUAUCAUAGUACACGAUGACUGAUGAAUUAAACAAUGCUCCUGGCUCCCGUAACUUGGACCCCAGAAAAAAGUAAAAUCUGCGGGGGUACUAUUGUAAAGAAUUCCCACAGUCUUAUUUAGGUUUUGUGCUGUUGACAGUUAAACAGACGCAAUUCAUAUCCCAUAAAUGGCGGAAAGCCAGAUGCCCAAAAAUUCAUAAACAGGUUAAGAAUCCUGUUUCUGCACAAGUUGGUCAAUAAGCAGUUAUACAUCGGAUCCACAUGUCUCCAGGCUCCGAGCACCGCUGGUAAAAUCAAUCCUAAAUGUCUAGAAACUAUGAACCGAAUAAAUACCGGCUAGCCUCUUUAUAUAUUAUUAUCAAUGUUUAAGGGAAUCCGCCCCGCAGCAAUGAAAAAAAAUGGAAGUGCUCAAGUUUCACAAGACCCAGCAUUAAGCUGUUAGAGGUCGCCCAAUUCGGCAAUUGGAUAUUUGGGUUGGCGGGACUGAUCCGAGUCGACAGGGCUGUAUUUCUUCACGCUGUCGGGAGUAGAUGAACGAAUGGACGAUAUGGUAUGCCUCUUUAGGUUAUAGCUGGUUGUUGGAAGUGGCCGUGCGAGGGGAAAUUCGGAUGGUUGCUGCGGCAUGGCGUUUGAU